Messenger RNA from Ustilaginoidea virens, 312 nucleotides. RefSeq lists its product as uncharacterized. Lineage: Eukaryota; Fungi; Ascomycota; Sordariomycetes; Hypocreales; Clavicipitaceae. Bases 1 to 312 code for a protein of 103 amino acids. The transcript is spliced from 3 exons. The record is from RefSeq and is a predicted model, not a curated record.
AUGGCAUACGAGCUGGCCUUGCGCCACCAGCAAAGCAAAACUCGAGGGAGAAAGCAGGUGUACGGCUAUCCUACCCUUGUAUACAUCUACCACUUGCGCUCAAGACCAAAGUUCAGCCUCAUAUCCAACAUGAAGGUCGCAUCGAUGCUCGCCAUCUUGACCCUCAGCAGCCUCGGACUAGCUGACAGUGUCAUAUGCCCCCCCGGCCAGAGGCGGGAAAACAGUCAAUGCGUGACCAUCCCAGCGGGCGAGCCUGGCUCGACCAUUGCCCGUCGACAGUGCCCUCCGGAUUGCUGCAUACCGCCCUGCUGA